CUCGCUCUGUGAGCUUUUUGGUUGUGAAAUGAGACGACGGUGUAUAAAAGGAAGUGCAUCUUGCGGUGCGGCAAUACAGAUACUUGAGCGGUUUCCCGCCUGGAGAAAAUGGCCCUUGAGAAGACCUACACCAUCGACAGCAACUCCAUUCCUUGGGUUCUGUGGCUACCACCAGUAACAGCAGCGGAGCGUGGUACGCUCACAUUUCAUGGGCCACAGGUGGUGGCGUUUCACUUUGCUAAGAACCGGCACGGAGACACGUUGGACAAGUGGACAAAGCUGCUCGGCGAGGUGGCCCAGGAGUACGCCGGCCGGAUAUUGUUCGGCUUGCGUGACAUCUCCAGCAUAGGGGAGUUCUAUGCGAAUCUGAAUCCGGAGGACUUUGGCAGCUACCGGAAGGGAUUGCCACCGCGUAUCUAUGGCAAGGACUGCGAGGGCCGAAUCUACGACAUGCACAAGCUGGUCAGCGCCAAGUACCUGCGGGAGUUUUGCGACCAGCUGCUGGGGGAUCAGCUCUUCCGUGCCGUAGUCCUGGGCGCCACUCCGUCGCUGGACUGCAAGCCAAGGAAUUUCUUCGAGCUGCGGGAGGAGAGCAGCAGCGAUGUACUGGUGAUGUUAUACGAUCCCGCCUGCUACUACUGGCCCAUCCAGAAGCGGAUGCUGCGCAAGCUGGUCUGCCUGCUGUCCAGCGAGGAUCUGCCCAUUGUGAUCGUGGACAAGGCGAAUAACUACCUGGGCGUGGACUUCGCCCGCAGGUUGCAGAUGGUCAACUGUCACGGCUCCAUCAUCUUUACCUCGCCACGUCGCGAUGGCUGGAACAACAUCAAGUUGUCGGUGCGAAUGGAGAGCACACGUGGCUAUCUGCGAUACAUUGCCCGCAACAGGCAGCCGGAGCUGAUUGACUUCGAUGCCGAGGGGGAACCCAGAGCACCGGAGCAUGCCAUGGAGUGCAUCCAGUACCUGUUUUAGAUCUCGACUCUAAGUGCGUGGCAAGUCACACAUUAAACCUAUAAUCUAUAAUCCUUCUUUAGCCUAAGAUGGCUUUUUUCGGGUUGGCAUCCGUUAGGCAUCGCAAUACUAAAAUCAAAUGUUGAAAUUAAACAUUAUUACCAA
Drosophila erecta is the source of this 1113-nucleotide messenger RNA. RefSeq lists its product as uncharacterized. The transcript has a single exon. The record is from RefSeq and is a predicted model, not a curated record. The coding region runs from base 109 to 969 and encodes 286 amino acids. NCBI's taxonomy places the organism in Eukaryota, Metazoa, Arthropoda, Insecta, Diptera, Drosophilidae.